AUACCCUUUAUUUUGAAAAGCAGGCGCCAUUUAUCUGGUCCACUCUAAAAAAUAAGAAUUAUUUUUCCUCCUCAGAGGAAUUCUUAAUAUUUUACCGAAAAUAAUAUAAAGGAUAUUAGAAUGCCAAUCCAUCGAAGAUUGUGUGAGCCUAUGAAUUGUGUUCAUUUUCAUAUAUCGGAUCCGGUUCCUUCUGAGCUCUUGACCAAAGAAGAACUAAAUGUUUUUAUGACUCUAUUUCAUAAAAUCCAGUACGCUCUUGAGAAAGAAGAAAGAGAGGAAGGUGGUGAAGUUUUUAAGAAGCCAGUGAACCAAGCUAGUACCAAGCCAGUGAAGAGAAAGUACAGAAGCUCUACUCAUGAUGAUAGCAGCUGCGAAGACGAUAUUAACUAUGUAAAGCCAAAGAAAAAACUCUAUGAACGAGAUUUUAGACCUCGAAAGAAUUCAGAUGACAGGAGUUCAUCGGUUACGGCCAAUUUUUUUGAAAGUGGAAUGAUUUUGGAUAAUUAUUCAAGAGAGGAUAAUUGUAAAGACGAAGAGUCAUCUUCAACCGCCACCUUUUUUGAAAAUGGAAUGCUUUUAGAUGAAAACCAAAGGAAAUCUGUUGAAAAAGCUGACAGUAAAGAUUCAUCAGAUUUAUUUUAUUUCAUUGAGUUUUCGAAUUGGUCUUUGAUGGAACUUCCCGGUUCACCUGCGAUAUUAGUUGACGGCUAUAUAAACGGAAAUAAAGGAAUGUUGGAAAAAUCGUAUCCUGUUGUAAAAAGGCAUUCUAACAACUUUAUAGAAUGUUCAGAUGGAUCCUUCUUUCGGCUAAACGGUGAAAUGAACGCCGAAGAAGCAAUAAAAUCUGGUUUCUCGAAAGACUUAGUGGAUGCAUUCCUACAUGGCUUUCCACCAAAUUGGAAAAAGUUUAUUAAGGAUCAUUUUAGAAGGAAAAAGGCAAAGCAUAAGGAAUACCAACAAUCUUUGCCAUAUGAAGUAAAAAGGAGCCAGCGAAGACCAUCCUACUGUAGAAACGAUCUAACUUAACUAUUCUGAAACAUAUUAUCAUUCAACUUCAUACUACUUUUGUCUUUUUAUAAUCUGUACUAUCUUGUGUUUAAAUCUUCGUUCAACACAUGGAAAAGUGACGUGCAGAUAUUAUAACAGAAAAGUUAUUGAAAAAAUUGGCUUUAUGAAAUAUUAAUGUUCAUUCCGGCCUGAUGACUUGUUUUCACUAAAUGAUUUCAGACGUAGCUGAGUAAUUGACAAUGUUAAUUAAUAGUUAAAUUUAAACAAAGUAUCUAAAAAAAUUUUGUACAUUAUCCUUAAUUGAUUAAUAUGCAUGAGGCUAGCAAUCAGAUAUACGUAAGCCAAAAGACUCAUUUUCAAAGAGAAGAACGGAUUUGUGACUAGAUCGAAUUAUCAAUAAUUGAAAAGGAUAAGAGGAGAGAAAAGAACCUUUUGUAAUUGAUAUUUAUUGAUUUCUCUUACGAAUAGCAUAAACGUAUUUUUGUUUUUUAGUUAAGUGAAAUUGUAAAAAUUUUGCAUGAGGUUAGGUUUUGUUUUCAAAAAUGACAUAGAUGUUUUAAUGACUCUUCUGGAAAGCUGAUAUGUUCAAAAGAGAAAUAAACAAGUGGCAAAGUUAAAUAUAGGGAAUAUGAAAAUAUUUCCAUUAAGUAUCCGAAAAUUGUGUUUUUCAAUGUGGCAAAUAUGUAGGUCAUGUUGUGAAUGAAAAUUCCAUAAGCAGUAUAUAUCUAUUAAAUUGAAAGGAUAUAAAUAGAGAAACUUUCAAGUAGGUAGAGGCUUCGGUUAAUGUUUAUCUGAUCGUUAACUUAAAGUAUUAUGGUUGGUUGUAGUCGAGCAAUUCGAACAAAAAGAAAACAAUUUAAUUUAUCAAUCAU
This is a messenger RNA of Dimorphilus gyrociliatus, 1880 nucleotides long. Lineage: Eukaryota; Metazoa; Annelida; Polychaeta; Dinophilidae. The record is from the annotation of a GenBank genome assembly.